Talaromyces marneffei is the source of this 2103-nucleotide messenger RNA. RefSeq lists its product as uncharacterized. Gene Ontology annotation, cellular component: nucleus. Lineage: Eukaryota; Fungi; Ascomycota; Eurotiomycetes; Eurotiales; Trichocomaceae. The record is from RefSeq and is a predicted model, not a curated record. Gene Ontology annotation, molecular function: zinc ion binding; transcription cis-regulatory region binding; DNA-binding transcription factor activity, RNA polymerase II-specific. Gene Ontology annotation, biological process: regulation of DNA-templated transcription. Bases 1 to 2103 code for a protein of 700 amino acids. The transcript is spliced from 5 exons.
AUGUCGUUUGCGUCCAAACCGGCACCAUAUGGCCGCGCGUGUGUCAAUUGUGUACGUGCAAAAUGUAAAUGUAUUCUUAGGAACGGUGGAGAGGUCUGUGAGAGAUGCUUCCGUCUAAAGAAAGAUUGCAAACCGUCAUCUUCUGUACGAAAAAAGAGGGCUACCCCCAGACAGUCGUCGCAAACUGCUCGUCUGGAACAAAAACUGGAUGGACUUGUAUCCUUGCUCAAGGCAAAUUCACAAGGCGGUCUAUCUACGGAGGCUCUUGAAGCUUCAGCUUCUAAUAUCUCCGCAAAUACUUUGACAAGUACAAACAUCGGACCCGCUGAGAAUGCCACCCCUAAUCCCUCACCCCAAUCUCCAUCCAAAUACAGAAAUGGAUGUGAACCUCCCGGUUCAUGUUUACUUUCUCCUCCAUCUCAAGCUUCCUAUCAGGAAAAUACACGACCCCAAAAUAGAUCAGCACCCAUCACCCCAGCAUCCAACCCCUCUGCCUCCUUUACAUACUCUCUCCCCCGCGAUGUUGAGCCCAACGCCGAAGAGGCAGAACUCUGGUUCCUCACAUUCCAGACCAAGUACUUAGAACAUAUCCCCUUUGCCAUUCCUUAUAUUCAGAAUACAUCGUCUACGCAGUUACGGCAGGACAAACCUGCUCUCUGGUUGGGGAUUAUGGCUAUUUCAUGUCCCUAUGUGCCAAAGCAGCUAAACUUAGGACGAGCUUUUAAGGACAUGAUUGCUCGCGAGGUAGUCGUCAAUGGGGAGAGAACGACGGAUCUGUUGUUGUCUAUCCUUACAUUUGGCCAUUGGGCAUACUAUUUUCUUCAACUCGGCCCUAUCCUCACCAUUCUGACUCACCUCGCGGCCUCAAUUCUGGUGGACUUGGAACUGGACAAACCUUGUCAGGACGAAUUCAGCAGACAUCCGGGCAAACAGAUGCUGCCAAAAUGGUCCACGAAAUUCAAUAUUCCGGAGUCAAGGACCAUGGAACAUCGACGGCUUUCUAUGGCUGCGUAUGCUUUUAGUGCGAGCUGCGCCUUCUUCCACCAGAAAACCGAAUCUGUCCCUUGGUCAACCUACCACGACGAAGUUUUAAAAACACUAGACGACGCCAGAGAAACACGCGCCGAUGCAUUUCAGGUUGCUCAGGUCAAGUUCAUGCAUAUUCUGAGCAAUGUCACCAAAUUAUACGCGCGACUACGUGCUGGCGAAAACGAGGCAACGACGCAGUUUAUUGUGCCAUAUAUUCGGUCAUUGAAAUGUCAAUUGAAUGAAUUGAAGAAUCAAAUGCCGGAUUACGUUGCUGAGAGUAAAUAUAUACAACUCACCAACUUCUACGUCGAAAUAGCCGUCUACGAAAUAGCGCUCGUUCGCGUGCAAUACGUCCCACUAGCAGCCGACUGCGAGCUCGAAAGCAUGCAAUGCCUGCUCGCCUGCACGCAAGCCCUUCGCUCCUGGAGAGAUUUGUUUCUGACGUUAGGACCGAAAGAUUACAUCGGCAUCCCCAUCACGCUCUGGAAACAACUCGGCCUCGUAAUCCACACUGUCAUGCGUCUCGCAACCCUCGAAGAUCCGGCCUGGGACGUUGAGCACCUAAAAAAAACCGUCAACCUACCCGCCAUGUUCGAUGUCAUUUGCAGUCAUUUGGAGUACGUCGAAGCUCUAGAGCCAUGGAAAUCGAACGUAGGUGACGAUAUUCACAAACGCUCAAGAAAGCAUAUGAUUGGAUUGAUGAAUUGGACGAACGCUGUGUUUGCGGGGCUGCCCGCUCAACUGCCGAGCGUGGAGAAUCCGUGGUCGGGGGCGAAGCCUGAUGGGCAGGAGACUCAACGACAGGAGCGGCGAAAGCGGUCAGUGCAGCAACCACAACCACAACAACAACAACAGCAACAGAUGCCGACUGCGCAACAACCUGAUACAUCACACAUGCUGAUGAUGAAUGGACAAAACCAAUCGUCAGAAGCAGCAGAGACAGCAGCAGUGUUGGCACAACAAAUGCAACCCCCCUUGCCGCCAGAGAUGUUUCCAUAUUUCAAUCAGGAGCCCUGGGCAGAGGAUGUAUUUGGAUUCUGGGAUUUGUAUACCGGUGGGAGGAUAUACGGAUAA